Paramecium pentaurelia is the source of this 1479-nucleotide messenger RNA. NCBI's taxonomy places the organism in Eukaryota, Ciliophora, Oligohymenophorea, Peniculida, Parameciidae. The record is from the annotation of a GenBank genome assembly.
AUGUAAUAAUAAUAAACUACAAAUAAUUUUACUACAUAAAACAAACUUAGAGAAUCUGGAAAUGAUAAAAAUAAGACUAUUUAAGAAGAGGCUACUUAAAAUUUCAAAUAGGAGGAUAUAUUAAAAGAUGUUACAAAUAAAUUAUAAUUCAAAAUUCUAAAAAAAAAUGAACAAUUAACUUAGAUGAAGGAAGAAAUAAUUGAUUUAUAGGUUAAAUGGUAGGAAGAUAAAAAAGAUUGGUUAAAUGAGAAGAGUGAACUUGAAAGAAAGUGUGAAUUUUAUAAAGAAAAUUUGUAUGAAUAUUAAUUAGAUUUAGAAAUGCUGAAAGAUAGAAUAAUUAGAAAUUCUAAAUUCAAAUAGAUAAAUUAACAUCAAUGUUAAAUCAAAAAAUGAAAGGCAAACUUCAAUAUAAUGAAAGUAGUGCCUUAGAAAAAGUAAGUGGUUAAUUAAAUGAAGAAAUUGAUUCUUUAUAAAAGGAGACUGGAAUUAUGAAAACAUAAAUAUGUUUAUUAGAAAAUAAACUAAUUUUAAAAGAUGAAACUAUUUCAAAAUAAUAAAAGAGAAUCUAAAAAUUAAAAAAAAAGUUAGAUUAACAAUUAUAAUAAUAAUUAGAGGAGAGAAUGGUUGAUGUAGAUAAAUAAAAAAAAAGAAGUGCAGAUAUUAAAGAGAGAGUCAGUGAAUUAGAAUUAAAACUUAAAAAUUUAAGUUUAGAAAGUGACAGAAUCAAAAAAGAUAAUAAAUAAUUAUUAUAAGAAAAUGAUAUAUUUAGAAUAUAAUAUGAGAAAUCAAGUAGAUUAUUACCAUAAUUAGAAGAUUCAAAGUAAUAAAUCAUAUUAAUAUUUUAGUAAAAGAUUGGAAUAAGAGAUUUAAGAAUAUGAAUCGUAAUUUGAAAAAAUGAGUAAAUAAAUUAAAGAACUUAAUAAUUAAUUUGUUAAUGAAUAAUAAUAGUAAACAUCAAUUAAUGAAGAAUUGAAAGAUAAGAACUUAGAAAUUGAUAAUUUAUAAGAACAAUUAAAUGAAUAAAUUCAACUAUUUCAUAUUGAAUAAAGAUCAAACACAUUUUUAAAAGAAGAGUCAGAAAAAUAUAAAUUCCAAUUAGAUAGAUUAACAAAAUAACAAUAAUAGUUAACAGAUGCAUAACAUAAGGAUUUGGAUAAUUUAGAGGCUAAAAUUGAGAAAAUUAGCAAAGAAUUGAUUAAAUUAAGAGAAGAGAACACAUUAUUGAAAUCAUAAGUAUAGAAUCAUAAAAAAGAGUAAGGUUAAUAUUUAGAUAUGAUUGAUCAAUUAUAAAAAUAAAUCAGAGAUUUAAAAGGCAAGAAUAAGAUUCUAGUGUAAUAACACGAUGAUUUAGAUGCCAGAAUCAAUUAAUUAGUUUAAAUGAAAAAAUAAAAAUGUUUGAAAGUAAGAAUUUAAGAUACAAAUUAAUAAAAAAAAUUUACAAGAUUUGAAAAAUCUGAUAGUAGUUCAUUUUCUGAUUGA